CCACAUAAUGAGGCAAAAAACCCACAAAUUAUGUGUCUCUUGUACUCUGUUUACUUACACUAUUACUGUGUCAUUCUCUCUCUCUCUCUCUUGACCACACCACUGAUGCCAACGAACCUGAUCCAGCAGAUAAUCCAUUCACAUAAAAAUAGACACUAUGCACGCAAAGCAAAUCUAAGUUCCAUCAUUGGCCUAAUUGAAAUCACUUCCUCUCACCCAUUUCUCUAAACAUUUUUUUUUCUUCUUGGAUGUGUUAUAGUGUUACCGUAACUCAUCUCUAGUACUCUCUCUAUCCCUUCUCUGAAACCCUUUAUAUUAAAGGGGCACCGCUUUGGACCAUUAAGUUGAGAGCUGAGGGUUGAAACUUGGAACCAGUUCAUUGUUCAGAGGAAGAUAGAAAUACACUUCUUCAAGAACUAGGGUUUUUGUCCCUCUCAAAUUCAUUAAUUGAAAAGAAAAGAAAAUCUUCAAAUGUUCCCUUACAGUUCCACCCCUUACCCUUCCUUCCCGUCUUCAUGUUCUUCUUCAUACCCUCCUUUUCCUUUUCUCAACCUUGACAAUGCUUCUGCAAGCAACACCCUUCUUCAUGAUCCACUUUCUGUGCCUUACAUACCAACUCAUAAUAACCCUCCAAGCAUCCAAGAAGCACUGAGCAAUUUGCCAGUCACAGUCACAGAUCAUAACUGUGGUGGUGGUGGUUCUGCAAUGACCAAACCGAACCCAAGUGGUGGUGGUGCUCCUCACUAUGGCAUUUCUUGUUUCCUUGCAAAGAAGCCUGCUAAGAAGGACAGGCACAGCAAGAUUUACACCUCUCAGGGUUUGAGGGACCGAAGGGUGAGGUUGUCCAUUGAGAUUGCUCGCAAGUUCUUUGAUCUUCAGGACAUGCUAGGGUUUGACAAAGCCAGCAAUACCCUUGAGUGGCUCUUUAACAAGUCAAAGAGAGCAAUUAAGGAGCUGGCAAGGAGCAAGAGCAACAAUAGUGAAGAAGGAGCCAAGAGCUUCUCUUCUUCAUCCGAGUGUGAUGAUGACUGUGAAGUUGUUUCUGAGAUCAAACAGAAACAGCAACUCAUCACUUGUGAUGCUGCUACUCCACACAACCUACAACAAGGGUUAGAUUCGAGUGAUAGCAAGUCACCAACAUUAAUGGCUGCAAGAGAGAGGAUGAAGUUGAAAAGGUCACAGAAGGAACCUGCAAAGAUGAAGGAGUCAAGGGAGAAAGCAAGAGCAAGAGCAAGGGAAAGGACUAGUAACAAGAUUAUGUGCAAUGUGAACACCAACACAGGGAGGGUGCAACAAGACUUGAAGAAAAAGUGCCCUGCAAUUGAAAAUAACCACUCUCAAAUCAUGCAUCAAUCAAGGUCACCUACUCACCCUCACCACCUCAUGGGAAGUGAAGCACCUAGAGAUGACUUCAAUGUUAUUGAGGAAUCCAUUGUGAUCAAGAGAAAGUUGAAGCCGUCCUUGAUGUCCUCUUCUCAUCAUCAUCACCAAAACCUUGCAAUCCCUAAGGAACCACCAUGUUUCAACAACAACAGCAGUGAGUACCACCCCUUCUCCAAUUUGUCUCCAAAUUGGGAUGCUAAUGGAUCCACUGGCCGCUCCAACUUCUGUGCUAUAGCUAGCAUGAAUCUGUCCACAGGGCUUCAAAUCUUUGGAAAGUCUUGGGAGGAGUGCACCAAUCCACGUUUACACUAGUGUGUGUGUUUGUGUGUUUUAUCUUUCCCUUUUUUUUUUCAGUAUUAUCAGAUUGAAUGCAACUCUUCUAGUGGCUUGCCAAGGAAUCAUGAAGGCAUCUUUCUGUGUUUUCCACCAGUAACUUUUCUGUCCUAUAUUCCCUUUCCAAAAUGUUUGUACCUCUUAAUCCUUUGCUCAUCAUCAGCCAAUGGCGUGUGACAGUUGGCACAAAGGUUGCUGCUGCGUGUAUUGAUUUCUGACCAAUAUUUAAAGUGUGGUUGGCAUUGCAUAAUGCCAAUUAGUUAUCAGGAAACUGUUCCUUCUUGCAGAUUUUAAUAUUUAUAUAUUUGGUUAAUAUUGUUCAA
This is a messenger RNA of Cajanus cajan (pigeon pea), 2039 nucleotides long. RefSeq lists its product as uncharacterized. Gene Ontology annotation, cellular component: nucleus. Lineage: Eukaryota; Viridiplantae; Streptophyta; Magnoliopsida; Fabales; Fabaceae. The record is from RefSeq and is a predicted model, not a curated record. Gene Ontology annotation, molecular function: sequence-specific DNA binding; DNA-binding transcription factor activity. Gene Ontology annotation, biological process: regulation of secondary shoot formation.